This is a messenger RNA of Salmo salar (Atlantic salmon), 8507 nucleotides long. RefSeq lists its product as uncharacterized. NCBI's taxonomy places the organism in Eukaryota, Metazoa, Chordata, Actinopteri, Salmoniformes, Salmonidae. The record is from RefSeq and is a predicted model, not a curated record. Gene Ontology annotation, molecular function: DNA binding; histone H3K4 methyltransferase activity. Gene Ontology annotation, biological process: regulation of DNA-templated transcription. Gene Ontology annotation, cellular component: nucleoplasm.
CCUUCUCUCCCGCCUCUUGGAGCUCCUGAAAGAGUGCGGUGUGUUGCUUUCAGCUUGUUUGAGACUGCUGUAACCUUCUACUCAGUGCAUCUACUACGGGCGCUUUCCGCUCAGAAGCCCCGGUUUUGUGAAUGGGCUUCAGUCCGCUCUGACUUCAACCGUGCCCGGGUAGCGCAAGGAACGAAUUCAGAUAUGCAAACAGUUCAAGCCUGACUGACAGACAGAGAGGGACAGAGCGCUGGACAUUUGGGUCAAGAAAGCUUUUUGAUAUUUAAUCUCUGGACAAUACCUGUUCCCUCCCACCCUGGGUGCCUCACCCCCCACCCCUCCCCCCUCACAUCUCUGAUGGACCAGAGAGCGAAGGGGGGUCCAUAUCUACCUCCACCAUCCUCACCGCCUCUCCUCCCCACAGCCCCACCACAGCAGUACCCAGAGAAAGAGGUAGGCGGUGGGACGAGGAAGAGGAUAGAGAAGGAAGCAGGUGGUGCAGUACUGGAGGUGCUCAUUGAGGGGCGCUGUGGUGCUGCAGGGCAGAGACAGCUCCCAUUCCCAGGCAGAGAGAGGAGCUGCACUGAGGGUAAUGUGAGGCUGAGGAUCGGAGUCCAAACGGCCAAACGCACCAAGAAACCCCCCAGGACCCUGGAGGGCUACGAGUGUAAACCCACCAUCAGGACGUACCAGAGGCCUGGGAGGGGGGCAGCAGGGAGGGGGAGUCAGGAGGGAGGGGGGAGUGGGCAGGGGAACAGCCCUCUGGAGGAGGGGGACGGAGAGCAGAACCAGGGGUCAGACCCCAGCACCACCCAGACCAGGAAGAUACACUCCUCCUCGCCUCCGUCUUCAUCAUCAUCAUCAUCAACAGCCCCUACAACCACCCCUCCCAGCCCAGCCAACCCUCAGACUGCGCCAGCCAAACAGGUCCCUGUGAACCUGGGCUAUAAGAAGUCAGACACCCUACCGGAGAAACCAAGGCACCCUGACCCACCUGAUGCCCACAGCAAACUACCCUCACCUGCCCAAAUGGACCAGGCAACCCCCUCUGACCCCACAGCUUCAUCUCCCCAUUCCCCCUUGGUAAAGGACCCUAGCGGUGAGGCAGGUGUUAAGGGGGAGGGAGGUAUGCUGAAUGGAGGAGUACCUACAGUCACCUGCCAUCCUACCAGACUCACAAAGGUCAAAGGUCGCAAACAGAACUGUUCUUCCUCAGCCGCCCCCUCUAACGUGAACUCAACAACAAGACCUCCAGCCUCCAGCCCCCAUCAGGCUGACAUUGCAGCCCAGGACAGGACUACAGACUUCAGCUGCCCUCCUACACCGCCCCCAUCCACACCCCUACUUCCAGACCAGAGAGGAGCCCCAGUGGCUGAUGGAAGACUGAGUCCUGCUGCCUCCCUCACCAGCCUGAGCAGGGGACCAUUACUACCGUCCUCUGUGGGAAAUGAGAGAGGGAAGGAAGAGAAAGCCAAGAAGAAGAAAGAGAAAGAUGACAAAGCGAGGGGUGAGAAAGGGAAGGGCAAGAGAGGGGAGAAGGGGAGAGGGAAGGAGGACAGAGGGAGGAAUGAGAGUCCAAAGAUGGACAGAGAUGAGAGAGGGAAGGAGGGAACUGGGAUGGAUGAGAGCAGGAGGGAUAUGACGGGGAAGGAGGAGAGAAAUGGGGACGAGGACAAGGAAAGAGAGAAGCCCAGAGACUUGAGGAUGAAUAAAUCGCCCUCUUCUACAAAGUGUCAGAUGUUGUCUGAGGUUCAGAGCAGGAAGACAGGUACACCCAGCCCAGACCUGACCAGAGGAACAGGGGAAUCAGAUGAUACUCGUGCCCCCUCAAGACCCACCGUCUCUCCCUCCAACCCAUCCACUGCCUCCUCUCCCCUCACCUCCCUCCCUCCUCCCUCUCUCUCUCUCCACUCUUCCUCUCCUCCUACUUCCCCCCGAGAGCAGGACAGCCGUCCACUGAAGAAACGUAAGACCCGACGGCCAAGCUGGACCAGGCUGGUGAACCGGGCACAGAGACUGGCAGAGAACCCAGAUGGCCCCCAAGAUGCCCCCUUAGUUGCCCCACAGACCCCCACUAGCCCCCAGACAUCCCCUACUUCCCCCCAGACAUCCCCCACUACCCCCCAGACACCCGCAACUACCAACUCACCCAACCUUUGGUCAGCUGAGUCAUGCCUAGCCCCCUCCGUUCCCCCACCCUCCAGUCCGUCCUCCCUCUCCCCCUCUACCUCAACCCCUGUGAGACCCAGACCAGCAGGGCGACCCCCAUCCCCCACCCAGUCUCACCUGUUGACCUCUGACCCUAGCCCUUCACCUGGACCUGGCCGUCCCGUCUCUCAGGCCAGAAAAAGGGGUCGCCCCAAAUCCCAAACCUCGAGCUUAGACGAACCCCAACCCAGACACUCCCCCAAACCUACCCGAGCUGAGGUGCUCCCUCAUGGGCAUGAUGAGACUCCGGACCCCCAUGUGCUCAACCCAGUGCUGGAUCACAGUCCCACCCUCACCAAUCCCUCUAGCCCCAACCCCACGCCCAGGAAACGAGGUCGCCCCAAACGGCUGCCCCCCUCCCCCCUCCUCCCCAAACAGACUCUACAGGACCACAACAGGGGUACACUGACCCCCUCUGGAGGUGAGGAGGGGGGUAAAGACUUCCCCUCUGAAAAGGGGAACAGGAAGCUGAGGAUGAGGAGCAUCAUCGGAGAGAUGAAGAGGAGGAAGAGGAGGAGGCUACUCAGGGAAAUGCUUUCUGGGUGUGGAGGGGGGAAGGAGGGGAGAGGAAGAGAGGGAGGUAGAGAGAACUCUCGUGGGGGUGCAGGAGGGGUGUGUGGGUUGGCCACAGCACCCUCCCUGUCCUCCUCCUUUGGGGGUAACCUAGGUCCCCAGAUCAACGUGAGUAAGAGGGGGACCAUCUACAUGGGAAAGAGGAGAGGACGCAAACCCAAAGCUCCAGCUAACUCUAACCCUGCCUCUCAGUCCACACUGUUCACCAGUCUCUCUGGUCCCUCUCUCUUCUCCUCUCCCCAGCCCCAUCCUCCCCUCUCUCACCCAUUCCCCUCCCCAUCUCUCACCCACUCCAGUGGAGCCCAGAGCCCUUACAGUGAUGGAGGCUGCACAGAACCAGCUCCCUCCCUCUUCCUCCCCCACACCUUCUCCCUCCCCUCACCCUCCUCCUCCUGCGCAUCACCACGUCCUCUCUCCUCCUCCUUCUCCUCCUCCUCAUCCCUCUCUCCCUCCCUAAAGAGGAGUUCUCCAGGUCAGGGACGACAUCCCCUCUUCCACCAUCCCUCCAGCAGACUCUCUUCUCCUCCUCUUCCUCACCCUCCUCACCCUCCUCACCCCCAUCUGCCUGACUUCCCCGCACACCUGAAAGAGGCCACACCCUCACCUAUCAGUAAAUCACACAGCAAGGAGAUGUUGCCUAGUGACAGUGUGAUUGGAAUGGACCACAACACUAUCUCAGAGCGGGGGGAGAGGAGGGGCCGAGGGAGAGGGGGGGUAACCAUGGGGAUGACCUCAGAUGUCACCAGGUCAGUGUUCCGGACAGGUUUAGGGGUCAACCUGAAGGGUCAGAGACAACCCUCGCCCUCCAUGUUACUAGAACACCCCCCUGUACCCUCACCCAUCAGAGUGUCAGCCUCACCCCCUCCCCCCUCUGCCUCCCCCAGACACACGCCUCCUUCUGACUUAGUGGAACCCAGAGACAGACACAGGCACAGGCGGAGGGGGUACGAAUGUCCCUAUACCUGCCCCCCCUGCCCCUGCCUAGGGCACAACCAGCGCUCCCACCUGGACCUCUGCCCCUGCCUCGGGCACCACACACACAAGAGACAGAAACACAAACGCAAGAGGAAGUACCAGCACCUGCUCAUGCACGCGCACGACCCAGACUUCCUCUCUGAACUGGACGAUCUCAUUGGGCAGUUCAGCGAGGUCCGCAUCGGUCGCCAUCGUGAUUGGGCGAGAGCUGGACUGGGGCAGGAUCUCGAUGAGAGUGGGGGGAAAAGACGCCACUCUUCCUUAUUGUCAUCGCAAAAUUUCCUCUCAAACGUUUACAGAAUCAACUUGAGUGGAUACUACUCGCCUCACCCCCUGUCUUACCCCCCUCACCCCUCCUUCUCCCCGCUCCACCCCCACCCCUGCCACGGCCUGCCUUAUGGCAGCAGAAAGCCAGAGCAGAGGUUGAGGUGUGGCUGUCCCACCAAGCCCUGUGAGUCCCUAGACCAGGGUGACUGUGGCCAGGGGCGGAGGUGUGCCUUACAGGGUAUCGCAGGGCACCUCCACCCCUCCUCUCUCAGUACCCCCCUGUCCUCCUCCACCACCUCUUCCACCACCCCCAUGCCUCUGGGUUUUGGCUACUACAGAGGCUAUCCUCUGACCAUGGCCCAUUACCCAAACCCCCACCCCUCCUUUCCCCUGCCUCCCCCUCACCCCUACGCCCCCCACCACCCCCACCUCCACCCCCCUCACCUCCUCCUCAACCCAGCCAGGUUCCACAGGAGGAGGAGCAGGCAGCUGAGGGAGGCUGGGUUGGGUGGAGGUGGAGGUGAGGACGUGGGGGUUAGGGGUGAAGGAAAGAGGGCCGGGGUCCGUUCCUGUCCAGCAGGGUCCAUCCCUGGUAGGUCCUGUGUCUGUGGGGGGAGUGAACACAAGCUCAGACACAAACAUCGUCACAGACAGCGUGAUCGUGACGGAACGGAAGAAGAGGAGGGGAGAGUUGCAGGGUCACAGCUAAGGUCAGAGUUCACCACAGGGUCAGGAGAAAGUAGAAAGACUGGAGGACAAGGGAGUGCUGGGUUGAUGGAGUCUCCAUGGCAACAUAGGCACGGCAAAUACCCCUCAUCUUUCUUCUCUGCUUCUGCUAAACCAGCCUCUUCAUCAUCAUCAUCAUCAGAGAGGCUCAAACACACACCCCUCACAUGUCUAGGCUCCUCUCACCUGUCCUCGUUUGGGGAGGGCUGGGGGGGUCGGCAGAACCCCUGGCUGAGGAGAGGGGGGCUGGGGGCAGGAUUCAGACCCCCCGAUCCCACCUGGGGCACUCUGACAGAAGGGCAGAGAACGGCCGCUGUGGGGGGGUCAGAGAAAGAGGCGGGGGAGAGACACACACCCUGUCACAGCACCUUCACCCCCCCGACACACACCAACCUCUUCACCUCCUCUGUCACCAGUGGGAGGGGCAUGAGGAGCGGAAGAGACAAUUGGAGACCAGGGAGUCAAGACGGGUCACUGAGGAGUGAGGAGCCAUCACAGACAGAGAGGAGAGGCACAGACCCACACUAUGACCUGAGCAGGAGGCAACUGAAGUGGCUGAGAACCGGUCAAAGUUUUGGGGCUAAGAGAGGGCCUGGACGACCCAGGAAGAACCCUCUAGCCUCCCCUUUGGUCUCCCCCUUCCUCUCUCCUACAAGCCAACCAAACCCUCCAACUGAGACAGACGUCCAGAACAGAGACAGAAACAGAGGAGGAGGAGAUUCAGUACAAGAGGUGAUUGAAGCUGUGAUUCAGAGCCAGAGGAGGAGAAGACGGAAGAGGAGGCGCAUUGAGAAAGAGGAGGUUGAGCGUCCAUCCUGUCUCCAAAGUUCUGGUGAAGGUGAGCCAGUCACCCACACCCCCUCCAUAUGCACAGGCCAAUCAGAGCUAACCCAAACUCCAUCCCUAACCCCGGCCAGCCAAUCAGAUAAGGGAGCUGACCAGCUGCCGAGGAAGAGGUUUCAGAGGGCGGGGCUCUACUCAGAUGACUACAAAACUACAGAUCCCUCCUCUCAGAACCAGCUGAACAGAGAGAGACUGGAAUAUACACCAGGAGAACAAGACUACAGCCUCCUGCCUGCUCCCAUACAUGUUGGGAAGUACCUAAGAAUGAGACGUAUUGACUUUCAGUUGCCUUUUGACGUCAUGUGGCUCUUCAGGCACAACCAGCUCCACAAAGAGCCAGAUGUUCAUCUGACCAGAGAGAUCUCAUCCUACCAACCAAAAGAGAAGAGCCUGUCCAGUCACCAGACAGGGGUGUCCCUCCCUCCCUCUCCCCAUGAGGAGUGUUCCAGUCCCAGUAAGAAGCUGUUUCCCUACCUGGACAUGGAGCCUAUGACCACCAGUGACAGGGUGUUUGUCCUGAAGCACCGCGUGUUCCUUUUGAGGAACUGGGAGAGGGUCAGAGACAGACAGAUACGCCUGAGGAGGGGGAGAGAGGGGGAACGAGAGAAAGAUGGAGGAGGAGUUUCCAGCUAUGUAGCUACUGGGGACAACAACAGCCACAUCAUGUCAGGUCGACAAAUGGCGGUGAAGAAGAAGGUUGUGUGGACUAGUGAGCCCCUUCGUGAUCCCCAGUGCCCCCAUAACCCCCUCAGCACCACGCUCCAUCUCACUCAGAACAGACAAGAGGAGAAAAAACAGGUGGAGGAGGAAGAGGAGGGCUGGAGGGAGGUCCGGAAGGAGCGACUGAACAACAUACUCCUGAAGCUGCGGCAGACAUGAUUGGUGAGAGAGGACAAGGAAGGAAGGAGGGGGGAAAUCUCAGCUCAAUCUCCCUUCUUCUUCCAAGUAGCUCAGUUCAGCUAACUUUGCACUAGUGUUGGGGGGAAAAAGCUUCCCUGAAAUGAUUUGUUAUAAAGAUGAUUUUGGCCUUUGUUUCUGAGAGGAAUGAGGGUGUUGUUGUUUACUGUACCAUUGAGAAUGAUUGACAGAUGGUCAGCAGACCAGUGACAGUCUGAUUUAAUAGUCAGAGAGGGUGGAAGGGAUGGAUGGAGACCAUAGAGUCUUAGGGCUGGAUUCAAUUCGUAUUGCGGAAGAUCCGCAUUAUAGCUCGAUUUAAAUGUAAAGGAAAUGUUCCCAUGUUCUCGCAGACUACAUUCACAGUAAACGCUGCAUGUCGGCUCAAUCUGAAAUUACCAUGACAAUAUCAUUUUUUACAAUUUUACCCCCUUUUUUGUGAUAUCCAAUUACGAUCUUGUCUCAUCGCUGCAACUACCCAAUGGGCUCGGACAGGCGAAGGUCGAGUCAUGCGUCCUCCAAAGCGUGACCCAAGCCGCGCUUCUUAACACCUGCUUGCUUAACCGGAAUGUGUCGGAGGAAACACCGGCCAACUGAGACUGUCAGCUUGCAGGUGCCUGGCCUGCCACAAGGAGUCGCUAGAGCGCGAUGAGCCAAGUAAAGCCCCCUUCGGGCCAAACCUUCCACUAACCCGGACAACCCUGGGCCAAUUGUGCGCCGCCCUAUGGGACUCCCAGUCACAGCCGGUUGUGACACAGCCUGGGAUCGAACCCCAGGCUGUAGUGACACCGCAACACUGCGAUGCAGUGCCAUAGACCGCUGCCAUAUACCGCUGCACCACUUGGGAGGCCUACCUCUACAUUUUUAUGCAGAUCUUCUGCAAUACUUUCGCGAUACACAGCCCUUAGGGUUUGAUUCAAUCCCUGUCGCUGAAGUUCGGCACUAUAGCAUGAUUGUAAAGGUAAUUUCCAAUUGAGCCGAUAUAUGCAGUUUUUACCGUGAAUGCAGUCUCCGCUAUAAUGCGGGACAUUUCCUUUAAUGUUCUCUUCAGCUCUACGUAUUGAAUCAAGCCUUUAAUGUAAAAGUGCCAUGUUGUAAAUAAACUGACGCCUAAGUGAGUUCAAUCUCCAAAAGCAAUACGUCCUGUAAGGAUUUCAGUACAGUAACUUUAAUAUCAGUACCAGUACCAGCUAGAGACCCUUCUAUGUAUCAAACCAAGUAGUUUUUAUUGCCUUAGUGAAUAUGAUCAUUUCAAGAUCGUUAUAUUGUACCAAUGAUAAUGCAGUAACAUUGACCUAAGUAAUGUAUUGAAUCAAUUUCAUAAUUGAUAGUUAUUAUCUAAGCGUUAAAGUUAAUAGUCAAAGGCCUUCAUUUUGCUACAAAGUGUUAAACAUAACUGACCUAUGUUAAAUAUUGCUAUGAUUGUAUAUGACUUUCUUUUCUUCACCUCUAUACUUUUUCUGACUGAUGGAAUGUUCUUCUUUUUAUUUUGGUCAAUCAGGAAAAUGAAUUGAAUCUGAGAUUUGUAACCGUUCAUUUGUACAGUUCUCUUUGGUGCAGUUUCUAGUUUGACUUUGAACACUAAGUUGAAUGUUUUAUAGUUGACCUGUGUAUUUGCUUCACUCACUAUUGCCAAUGGGUGAUUAGGAAUAUUAUAGCAUUCAUCAAUAUAGUGAAGGGUUAUUUAUGUAGUUUGCAUGAAAUGUAACUUUGGGCUGGAUUCAAUCCGUAUCGCUGAAGAUCGCAUUAAAGUGUAAAGGUAACUUCCGAUUAGGCCGACAUAGGCAGUGUUUAUCGUGAAUGCAGUCUCCACGAACGUGGAAACAUUGCCUUUAAAUUUAAAUGGAGCUAUAACGCAGAUCUCCCGUGAUACUUCUGCGAUGCGGUGAGAAUCCAGCCCUUUGUUGUACAAUUUAAAUUGCUGCUUAUAACCUGUCUUUGGAGAAAAUACCACAGAGUUCAUCUGACAGAAUGUCAUUUCAAACAUUGACCUUAUUAUCAAUAACAAUAAAAUGGCGUUUUUGUUUACAGAG